AUGCGAUGGCCGUGGUCACGCAACGACGAUGACCAAAAGAAAGGUGGACUCGCAGACUGGAUCGCGCCAGCGAAGCCAAAUAACUGGUCAAGCGCGCUGUAUGAGCCGAGGACCCUGAUUCCGGCGAUCGCGCUCACAGUCUCGACGGUUGCUGGUGUCCGGCUCUACAAGACCUAUCUGCGUCGCAUCCCAACCGUCAACCACAUCAAGCCAAACUACUACCGCCGCAAAGGUGUAUUUGGCCAAGUCACGAGUGUUGGAGAUGCAGACAACUUCAGGUUAUUCCACACGCCAGGUGGGAGGAUAGCUGGGUGGGGUAUCUUGCCCUGGAAGAAGGUGCCAUCAAAAAGAGAGGAUCUCGUCAGGCAGACACUACACAUUCGGAUUGCUGGAGUCGACGCUCCAGAACUUGCACACUGGGGCCGAGAAGCUCAGCCGUAUUCGAAAGAGGCCCAUGAAUGGCUCAUCAAUCUGAUCCAUAACCGCCGAGUACGCGCCUACAUAUACAGACGUGAUCAAUACGAUCGCAUCGUCGCCCAGGUUUUUGUGCGCAGAUGGCUUUUCAGGAAAGACGUUGGAUUGGAGAUGCUGAAGGCUGGAUUGGCUACCGUAUACGAGGCCAAAACAGGUGCUGAGUUCGGUACCGCUGAAGAAAAGUAUCGCGCUGCAGAGAGGAAGGCUCGCGCGAACAGGGUCGGGAUGUGGUCGAAGCCAAACUUCAUACAGAGGAUGGGCGGCGCCAGUAGUAAGACACUGGAGAGCCCACGCGAAUACAAGAAUCGGCACACCGCUGCAGACAAGGCAGAUAAGGCAAAGAAGGCAUGA
Messenger RNA from Alternaria arbusti, 825 nucleotides. RefSeq names its product putative endonuclease lcl3 (gene LCL3). Lineage: Eukaryota; Fungi; Ascomycota; Dothideomycetes; Pleosporales; Pleosporaceae. The coding region runs from base 1 to 825 and encodes 274 amino acids. The transcript is spliced from 2 exons. The record is from RefSeq and is a predicted model, not a curated record. Gene Ontology annotation, cellular component: cytoplasm; mitochondrion.